Ctenocephalides felis (cat flea) is the source of this 1092-nucleotide messenger RNA. RefSeq lists its product as uncharacterized. Lineage: Eukaryota; Metazoa; Arthropoda; Insecta; Siphonaptera; Pulicidae. The coding region runs from base 1 to 1092 and encodes 363 amino acids. The record is from RefSeq and is a predicted model, not a curated record. The transcript has 8 exons.
AUGGAUAUUAGUUUAGCAGAAAUAAUUAAAAAGAAAAAAAUGCAAAAUUUCCAGAAACGAAAUGGAAAAAAUAGAAUACCUAAAAAACGUGGAGCAUUUCAGUCUGUACCAAAGGCAAAUAUUAAAGAUGCUAGAUUGAAGAUAAUACAAAAAAAUCGGACAAAAUUAGUUGAUGCUCGUGAUAAACUAGCGCAGAUUGCUAAAAAAACUGACGCAAGACUUAAGCUGCAAAAGUUGAGAAAACAGAACCUUCCUCAAAAUGUUGGAAAUGGUCGAUUUGCCUUAUCGACUAACAGAAGUGGCCAAAUUAGUUUAUCUACAAAAAGAGAUUUUGUACGGAAACCAGCGGAUUUACAACGACCUGCCAAGAAGGAACUUAUUCCCUCAGAUUUUGUACGCCAGCCAGCUGCGUUACAAUGGUCAGUGAAGAACAAUUGUAUUCGCUCAGAUUUACCUAUAACUAUGACAUUUAAAAAUAAUUAUGCAAUGUCUCGGAUGCCACCAUUGCCUGACAUUGGCAAUCGAUCUUCACUUUGGGAUUCCUCAAUCAGCCGCAAUGUUAAAACUAUUCGCAAGCCACAGUCCAUCAUUCCUAAAGAUUUGCACAUGAAAAUCACUGUUAAUCAAAAUGUACCUGUAAAUCGCAAUAUUAUGGAAAGCCCUGUAGCCAUGGAUAUUGAUGAUGAUGUUGUUGAUGCAAUAUAUGAAAGACCAAGUAGAUAUAGAUCGUUACGAGAAGUGACACCUCCACCAGAAAGACCACAAAAUAGGGCCAUAUCAGGAUGGAACUCAGCUCAUCUUGUUCCUAGAACUAAUACUAUUGAUUUAACUGAUUCUGUCCAUUCAAGACUAGAUUGUAGUCCACCGCGUGUUAGGACUAUGGGUAUUUUAUCAUCAGAAUCUAAAGAUUACUCAAGAAGCCCUCCCAGAAUUCCUAGUCGCAGUAGAACUCAACAGCAGUCCAGACCUGUUCAAAGUUAUAACUUACCACAAGGGUAUAGAAUAGUUGUUAGUAACCUUCAAGCAAAUGUUACCCAAGAGGAUAUUAAGGUGUGUAAUUGUAAACACGUAAUUUAUUGUUAUAUGUUUUAA